UUGUUGUUUUUAGCGUUUUCGGACUUUCGGUCCAGUUUUUUGUUUCUGCGAUCUCCAAUUUUAGAAAAACAUUUUUUGACCCAUGUUUUAUUCAUGAUGGCUAAAGCUAGUGCCGGUUUCCCCAAGCGCAGCCAAAAUAAAAGACGAAGCUUCUGGUCAUCAGUUCAAAUUGACCUGCUGCUCGAGUUGUGGGAGGACAAGAUUGGAGCUCUUCGUGGGACGCGUAAGAACAGUCAUGUAUUCGAAGAAAUACGGCAGAGUUUCAACGACCAUGGCUACGAUGUUUCGGCAACAGAUAUUAUAACGAGGGUCCACAACCUAACAGCACGUUACAAGAGAGAAAAGGCUGCAUUGGCGCAAUCGGGCGAAUCGCAGUCAGAGUGGCCGUUGUUCGAAAAAGUGAAUUCCAUUCUCGGCAGCUUUCAAAGGCCUAAUGUGUCCUCUGUGAUUGAGGACAAUUCGAAUGGAGAUAACAAUUCUGCGCCAUUGCCAAGACCAAUUGACCAUCCGAACAACUUGGCUUCUGAUAAUACCAAGCCUUCUGAUGAUAUAAUCGGUAACAUUGAUAAAUCCGACGCCAGUUCCCCCAAGCGCAGUCGACAUAAAAAACGAAGCUGGCCGCCAGAGCGAAUAGACUUGCUCCUCGAACUGUGGGAGGACAAAAUUGGAGCUCUUCGUGAGACGCGUAAGAAUAGCCAUGUGUUCGCAGAGAUACGACAGAGAUUUAACGAGCAUGGCUACGAUGUUUCUGCUGGAGAUAUAAUAAGGAGGAUCCACAAAUUAACAGCACGAUACGAGAGAGAAAAGGCUGCAAUGGGACCAUCGGGAGAAUCGCCUUCAGAGUGGCCGCUGUUUGAAAGGGUAAAUUAUAUUCUCGGCAGUUUCCAGACCUCGAGUGUUCGCUUUGUGGAUGAGGACAGUAUGGAUGAAGAUAACAGUUGGCUACGACACAAUGAUUACUAUCCGAACGACUUGGUGGCUUCGGAUGAUAUAAUCGGUACAAUGGAUAAAGCCGGCGUCGGAACUUCCAAGGACAACAAGCUUCAAAAACGUUCAUUCUGGUCAGCAGCGCAAGUAGACUUGCUUCUCAAGUUGUGGGAGGACAAAGUUGGAGCUUUUCGAGGGGGGCGUCAGAGCAGUCGCGCAUUCAGAAAAAUUCGACGCAGUUUUAUUGAUCAUGGCUAUGAUGUUUCAAAGAAAGAUAUAAUAACGAGGGUCCACAACAUCACAGCACGUUACAGGAGAGAAAAGGCUAAAAUGGGACGAUCGGGUGGAACAUCUUCAGAGUGGCCGCUAUUCGAAAGAGUGCAUGGUAUCCUUGGAAGUUCCCGCAUGCACAAUGUGAAUGACGACAGUACUGAUGAAGAUAGCAGCACCUCGUCUUUGUCUACGCGAAUGGAAAACCUUCCGGACCACGAUACAAGUGGUCCCUCCCAGAGCAACCGACAUAAGAGACGAAGCUUCUGGACAUCAGCGCAAGUAGACCUGCUCCUCAAUCUGUGGGCGAACAAGAUUGGAGCCCUUCGAGGAGCGCGUAAAAAUAGUCACAUAUUCGAAGAUAUACGGCAGAGUUUUAUUGACCAUGGCUACAAUGUUUCGGCAGCAGACAUAAUAACGAGGGUUCACAACCUAAAAGCACGUUACAAGAGAGAAAAGGCUACGAUGGCACAAUCAGGAGAGGUUUCAGAAUGGCCGCUAUUCAGAAAGGUGCAUUGUAUCCUCGCCAGCUUACAGUCAACCAAUUUUUCCCCUGGGGUUGAGGACAGUAUUGAUGGAGGCAGCGGCAACACAGCGUCUUUGUCAAAUCGUCUUGAAAACGAGCUGAAUCGGUCAACAAAUUCGAUGGCUUCUGAUCCUUCUGAUGCAUCAAUCGAUGCAAUAGAUAUUAGCUCAGUUAAGAUUGAGCCGGAAUCGAUGGAUGCGGAGCUAUCGUAUAUCGAUGAGCUGCUAGCGCACAAAAAUACCAGGAGACGAAAAGCAGUCAACUUUUGCGUUCUUUGUCUGCGAAAAUAUUCACCGAAAUCACUGGUGAAAUUCAAUGCAAACGCUGCAUUCCCACUCAAAAAUGCCGUCGAACCGGCUGAAGCUCGAAAGAAACUCCAUGAAACAUUGGGAAUUGAUAUGGAUGUGGAAAAUCGAAACAUAUGUGUGACGUGCUGGAAGUUGGUCCUAUUAGUGGCAGACUUCAAAGAGUGUUGUUCGAAGGCUAUGAGCAACCUAGAGUUGUUCCAGUUCGGUUUGGAUGACUACCAGCGGAGUGAAGGGUGGAUUUCGGAAACGAACUUAUGCGGAAUCGAACAGAACUGCAAUGUAAUUCGGAAAAGGAUCGAAUUCAUCAAUGAGCAGGUUGACACACAUAUUCAAAGCAAUACGUCAGGGGCCGUUGAUCGAUCACCAUCUAAGGCAGUUCCUCCCGUGGAAAAGGUUUUUGUUGUUUCUGAUGUGGGGUUGAAAGCUGCUGAAACUGAAAAUAAGCGAAAGUUGUCUUCAACUGUAAUCGACCCGUUGAUGAAAUUUCCUAAGGAUCUGGUGGUGAAAAGGAGUAAAGUAGAUCCAAGAAGUGAUUCAUGCGAUUCGUCAAUCGAAGUGGCACCCAUCGAUAUCAAAAAUGAAAAUUUUGAUUUCGAAUCGGACAAUGAUCGAAAUGAAAAUAUGGACAUAGGUCUCACCUUACCCAAGAAAAUGAGGUCUUCAAAGAAUCGUAUGAAAAGCAGUGCGGCAAAGGAGCUGACUCGAUUGGCUUAUAUUGAUCACGCGUUAAAUAUUCUUAAUGACUCCAGCACCAGUAUUGAGGAUGAGGCUGCGGCGCUUGAUUUUUUGGCAACAAACCCGGAUCCAUCAACAUCGAUCUCAUGUAGCAAACCGUGGGUUAAAAAGAAAGCCAAUCAAACCAAGACGUUAUGCUCUGCAGAAGGUAUUGCUGAACAUGGAGAAACGGAAACAAAAUCAGACAGUUCUAAAACUGUUGAAGCAGGUAACAUAGAACAGACAGCAUCAGUUUCGAAAAAAAAUCCAAGUGAAACUAUUACUUGCGUUGAAGAUGGGGAAGCAAUGCUUGACUUUUUGACAAAAAAACCGGAACCUCCAAAAACAUUCACCAAGAGAGGUGUACUAACUAAAGAACAUCAAGUCAAAGUCAACAAUUUGUAUGAAGUUCUGGAUGUGUUAAGCACUUCCAAGAUCAGCAAGGAAGAUGAGACUAUCGCGCUGGAUCUAUUGGCAACGAAAGCUAAAAUAAUAAAUCCCAAGCAGAAAUUGUUAAAAACAGUAAGACCGAAGCAGAUAACCGACAUAAACGAUGCCACCGUUGAUCAUUAUAUGGCCAGUGUCCAUGGCGAUGCAAACUAUACGCGCCGAAAAAAGUCGAAACCGGCUGAAGAGCCGAUUCAUCUGGAGGUAGACCACUACCCGGUUACAAUUAGUACGUGCGACAUCUGCAAUAGGAACUUCGACAACAAACACGCCCUCUUCGUUCACAAAACGCAUUGCAAACCGGAAGCUCCGUCCAACGAUCGGUUCGUCAGCUGCCCGAUUUGUACGGCCACCUUCCUGGACAACUCGGGAUUAACGUUCCACCUCAAUCGCCACAAAGGAAUCCGGCCGUACAAGUGUCGAAAGUUUUGCGACAACACAUUUUUCAGUAACUACACUCGCAUCAGACACGAGCGAAAGUUUUGCGAACGGGAAGGCAGAAUAUGUCCCAUAUGUGGAUCACACUUGAAGAAUGAGGGCAAUCUGUUGGCUCAUUUGAAAAUUGUGCACGGCGAAGCUAAACAUAUUUGCGGUGUGUGUGGGCAGAAAUUUCGGUCACAGCAAAUUUUGCGUGAUCAUGGACGAGUGCACUCGGAAGAGCGUAAAUAUGCGUGCACGCAGUGUGACAAAGCGUUUAAGGCGCCAUCAUCGCUCAAAAUUCAUCAGCGCAUUCACACCAACUCCUUGCCCUUCCCCUGUCAGCUGUGCGAUCAAGUAUUUAAUUAUAAGGUUAGUCUUAAGAGCCAUUUGGAGCGACAUCAUGGACCGAACCAGAAUUGGGCAUAAUGAGCACUGGUAUGUAUUAAUUUGUUUCUAAUGUGAAAGCGUAUCAUAUAAAGUACAUAUUUUCACCCUAUUAAAUCAUUUUAAUACGUCAA
Armigeres subalbatus is the source of this 4130-nucleotide messenger RNA. RefSeq lists its product as uncharacterized. The transcript is spliced from 12 exons. Gene Ontology annotation, biological process: positive regulation of DNA-templated transcription. Lineage: Eukaryota; Metazoa; Arthropoda; Insecta; Diptera; Culicidae. Gene Ontology annotation, cellular component: nuclear body. Bases 94 to 4038 code for a protein of 1314 amino acids. The record is from RefSeq and is a predicted model, not a curated record.